AUUCGCUUUCUCUGAGUUCCAUCCAGCAGCUCUCGAGCACUUUUCCUACCACCGAAACAUCCAAACCAAACCCCUCACUCAAACGCCCAACAAAAUGCAAUUCCUCACCUUCCUUGGUCUCACCACGGCCGCCCUCGUCGGCGCCUCUCCUGUCUACAACCGCGCCGCCAACGAGGCCAUCCCCACGCCCCAGCCCUUCAUCAACGGCACCAUCCCCACGCCUCCCGUCGUCCCCGGCGGCACUCCCGUGCCCACUCCUCCUGCCGGCGGCUCCAGCUGCGGCGGCAGGAUUUACGUGCCGGGCCAGUACGUCUGCCACAACGAGCAGGACCUGUGCCCGGUCCUCAACGGCGUGAGCCUGCAGUCAUGCGCUGGACAAUGCUACGACCCCGCCAUCUGGAAGUGCCAGAACGGCCAGCUCCAGCCCGGCCAGUGGCCCAACACCCCUGGCGCGCCCGUCGCUACGCCGCCCGUUGGCACGCCUCCCGUCGGCACCCCGGUCGCCACUCCCUACCCGACCCCUGCCCAGGGCCACUAAACGCCCUGCUCACCACCUAUCAACUGAUAGAUGAGGGCGCUUGCUUCGAGGCGUGGCUAACGGCCUCUAGUGCCGCAGCGGCAACA
This is a messenger RNA of Aplosporella prunicola CBS 121167, 624 nucleotides long. RefSeq lists its product as uncharacterized. Gene Ontology annotation, molecular function: carbohydrate binding. NCBI's taxonomy places the organism in Eukaryota, Fungi, Ascomycota, Dothideomycetes, Botryosphaeriales, Aplosporellaceae. The transcript is spliced from 2 exons. Bases 95 to 538 code for a protein of 147 amino acids. The record is from RefSeq and is a predicted model, not a curated record.